Lithohypha guttulata is the source of this 3210-nucleotide messenger RNA. RefSeq names its product phosphatidylinositol-3,5-bisphosphate 5-phosphatase (gene FIG4). Gene Ontology annotation, cellular component: intracellular membrane-bounded organelle. Gene Ontology annotation, biological process: phosphatidylinositol dephosphorylation. The transcript has a single exon. Bases 1 to 3210 code for a protein of 1069 amino acids. Gene Ontology annotation, molecular function: phosphatidylinositol-3,5-bisphosphate 5-phosphatase activity. The record is from RefSeq and is a predicted model, not a curated record. Lineage: Eukaryota; Fungi; Ascomycota; Eurotiomycetes; Chaetothyriales; Trichomeriaceae.
AUGGAAUCUUUCGAUGCCCUACCACACUCUGAUAGAUUGAGUGACGACUACGAUGAGCCAGUGAAGCGGUCAAUUGUAGACCAGACGAAAAAGGCUAUUGCCUCCAUUACCAGUGGCAAUGCCGAUGUAGAUACCAGAAGCCAAGCAUCCUCUCAGUUAGAGGAAGCUAAACAAAUCACCAGAACGACUGAAGAUGCGGCAACGAUUAAUUGUCCGCCAGAAGUUCCAGUCUAUCCCCAAUUGACCCACAAAGCUUUCGAGGCACCUAGGAUCGCCAACAUGGACACCAAUGUUGACGAUGAAGAAAUAGACGAAGAUGGUAUCGGGCUUUCGAAGCCAUCGCAACGAAAUGCUACACCACCGCCUGAGCUGCUUCAACACAAUCAUGGCGCGUUCGUCCAUAACGUGGGUGAAGAAGGCGUCAUGCGAAUGCAUCGCUUUACACUGUAUGAAACGCAGAGUCUUUACUACAUUAUUGGCUCCGACAUACUUCGCACCUCGUAUCGCAUCCUGAAGAUCAGCCGUCUGUCCGAUCAAGGUGAGCUUGAUGUUACAGAGGACGAUAUCGUCUAUACUCAAAAAGAAACACAGCAAAUCGUGAAUGCGGUAGACGAAGGGAACAGGGCUACUGGGGGCUUAAAGGUAAAAACGAACGAGUUCUGGGGUCUCCUCGGUUUUGUGAAGUUUACAGGAGCAUACUAUAUGGUCAUCGUGACCAAAAGAACUCAUGUCGCUGUUCUAGGCGGUCAUUACAUUGAUAGAGUUGACAAAACUGAGAUGAUCCAAUUGACCACUACCGCCACUGCGCGAGUGAAAGCGGAGAAGUAUCUAGAGGAGGCACGUCUCGUAAGCAUUUUUGGAAUGGUAGAUCUGUCAAAAGGAUUCUACUUCAGUCCCUCAUAUGAUAUCACGCGAACUUUGCAACACAAUAUCUUAAGAGAGCGCAAAAUACUGAACGACAAUUCUGCACAACCACAACCUCCAGAGCACAACGACAUGUUCAUAUGGAAUCACCACUUGCUCGAGCCAGCUAAAGCAGCUUUGCAGAAUCCUUUCGACUGGUGCUUAGCAGUCACCCACGGAUAUAUCGACCAGUGUGCACUCUCGAUCUACUGGGGACGAGUGGUCUACAUCACAAUCAUUGCACGGCGAUCGAGGUUCUUUGCAGGCGCUCGCUACCUGAAACGAGGUGCUAACGAUCUCGGCUUUGUCGCCAACGAUGUCGAAACAGAGCAAAUUGUGUCUGAGAUGCGAACUCAGUCUUUUCAUGCGCCAGGACCAGAGCUUUUCGCAAGCCCUCUGUACACAUCAUACGUACAACAUAGAGGGAGCAUACCCCUGUAUUGGUCACAAGACGCUACUGGAGUUUCUCCUAAACCAGAUAUACAUUUGAACGUGGUCGAUCCCUUUUUCAGUGCUGCCGCACUCCACUUUGACAACCUUUUCGAACGAUACGGCACGCCCAUCUAUGCAUUGAACUUGAUUAAGCAGAAAGAGCGAAGCCCUCGAGAAGGCAAGUUAGGAACCGAAUAUCAAGCAGCGGUUGGAUACCUCAACCAAUUCCUCCCUGAAGAUAAAAAAAUUAUCUACCAUGCGUUUGAUAUGAGCCGCGUCACAAAGAGCAAGGGAGGAGAUGUCAUCGGAGACCUCGAAGAAAUUGCAGAGGACGUCGUCACGAAGACAGGCUUCUUUCAUAACGGGUACGAUCUAGAGAGUGGACUUCGCUUGCAGAAAGGCGUAGCGAGAACUAAUUGUAUCGACUGCCUGGAUCGAACGAAUGCGGCCCAGUUCAUCGUUGGCAAGAAGGCCUUGGGUCAACAACUUAGAGCUCUCGGGGUCAUUGAAGACGACUUUGUCCAAUUCGAUUCAGACGCCGUGACAAUCUUUACCAAUAUGUGGCACGACCAUGGCGACACGAUUGCAAUCCAGUAUGGAGGUUCGCACUUGGUCAAUACAAUGUCAACCUAUCGUAAGAUCAACCAGUGGACAAGUCAUUCACGAGAUAUGGUUGAAAGCUUGAAGAGGUUCUACAAUAACUCGUUCCUAGAUGCACAGAGACAGGAGUCAUACAACCUGUUUCUUGGUACAUACAGGUAUCGGAACGGGUAUCCUUUGCUAUGGGAUCUGUCGACAGAUUACUAUUUGCAUCAUACUGAGCCACGAUCGAUGUUCGGGCGAAGGAGGCCCAGCUAUAGAGCCUGGUACACGCCAGCAUACCUGGAAGAACCUCAAGUUGCUUCGCUCUUGUUGCCGAAGCAACCGUCGGAUCGACCACUAUCAUACUAUGACGAUUAUUGGUCAGAGUACUAUAGACCACUAACACUGUCAUCCUACCGAAAGAUCUUUGCCUUUAAGAUUCAUUCGAACUUAACAAUCAUCAACGUCAAUGAAGAAACUCAAGGCGGUAAGUACGACUUGAGUCCCUUCAAGGUCAGGACGGGGAAGUCAGAAAAGACAGACCCAAAAGAGAAAGCCGUGCCAGCGCGAAAGAAGGGUGUCAAGGUGAUAGCCCCUAGCGACGAAGGGUCCACAAUAGACGGCUCAUCGAUCGACGCUCGGCUUGCAGCUAACAACGCUGUGGAGAAGCCAAACCCCCAGGAAUUGGGUGAAUGGCUUGAUCGUCAGCAGCAGGCACAUGCAUUACGAAGGAAGUAUACUGGUAUUAUCAAGGAUUCUUCCUGGGAAAAGGCUUCGAGAACGCCGACGGUACCUGCUAUGCCACCUGCAGGGAUACUGCUUGGCGAGAUGCCUCAGCAGCAGUCCAAACAGGACCAGCAAUCAGCAGCUUUCGAAAGGAUGGUGACCAAUAGCCUGAACCCGAGAGUUGUGGAAAUGGAGGAAUACGAACAGUACAUGUCACAUCCGGCAAGCAUCCAAUUAGUGACCUCGACAGAAACAGACUAUGCGAAAGCCCCCAAAGAAUUCAUCGAGUACAUCGCUAGGAAUCAAGAUCCUACCGAAAUAAUGUAUGCGCAUGCGCUGUCCUCUCAUGUCGAUGGUUACUCUGAGGUUGAUUUGACGCUCGAUGAACGAGCAGAGCUCAGCAUCGAUGAUUACCAGGAGUAUGUUUCGUCGGGAAUGCGAGAAGAUGCAUUGACCGUGCUUGAUGAGGAUGCUGCAAGCAAAAGGUACAAGAAGUACAGAUCGUGGGUCACUCGUGGCAAGAGUUUGUUCAAGCAGAAAUAUUAUCUUGGUGGUGAACUCGUUUAG